GCGGGCCCCGCCCUCCGCCUGCCUCGGUGCCUGUCAGGGAGAGGCUCGGCCCGGCUUGGCUCGGCCUGGCCUAGUCCGGCCUCCUCCUCCUCCUCCUCCGCCGCCGCCGCCGCCUCCCUUCCCCUCCUUCCGGACGGAAACCAGGCGAGGCCCCGCCGAGGAAGAGAGAGAGGGAGAAAAAGAGAGAGAGAGAAAGAGAGAGAGGCGUCGCCAUGGGAACACGGGACGACGAGUACGACUACCUCUUCAAAGUUGUGCUAAUUGGAGACUCCGGGGUGGGGAAGAGCAAUCUCCUGUCCCGCUUCACCCGCAAUGAAUUCAACCUGGAGAGCAAAAGUACUAUUGGCGUGGAGUUUGCCACCAGGAGCAUCCAGGUGGAUGGGAAGACGAUAAAGGCACAGAUCUGGGACACUGCAGGCCAGGAGCGAUACCGUGCCAUCACCUCAGCCUACUACCGUGGAGCUGUCGGGGCGCUUCUGGUUUAUGACAUUGCCAAGCACCUGACGUACGAGAAUGUGGAGCGUUGGCUGAAGGAGCUACGGGAUCACGCAGAUAACAACAUCGUCAUCAUGCUGGUGGGAAACAAGAGCGAUUUGCGUCACCUGAGGGCUGUGCCCACGGAUGAGGCCCGUGCUUUUGCAGAAAAGAACAACCUGUCAUUCAUUGAAACUUCCGCACUUGACUCAACAAAUGUAGAAGAAGCUUUCAAGAACAUCCUUACAGAGAUCUACCGCAUUGUGUCGCAGAAGCAGAUUGCUGACCGGCCUGCCCACGACGAGUCGCCUGGCAACAACGUGGUGGACAUCAGCGUGCCCCCCACCACCGACGGACAGAAAUCCAACAAACUGCAGUGCUGUCAGAACCUGUGACCUCCCGGGGGCUGCUGCUACCUGCCCCCUCACUCUGCCCGUGCUUCGGUUGGAAACCCGUGUGCAACUUUCACAGCAUCUCUCCCAUCAUUCAGCCACUCCAGUUUCCUCCCUUCACUCCCCCCUCCAUCUUAGAGCAUUAUCCAUAGGGCUAACAUAACCCUUACCUGUGACUCCUUUUGAAUAUGAUUAUUUUGGGGUUUGAAAUAUAAGCAUUGAGCCGACAGAUUAUUCUAUAUAUUUUUUGUUUCCUUUUAUUUUAUUUUAUUUUAGUGUCAUGGAACAUCUCCUGGACAUUAAUCACCCUGAGACACUUGUUAACUUAAUUUCCUUUUUCGGGGUUUUGUGUUUGUGUGUGUGUGUGUGUGUGUGUUGCUUGUGGGGGGUGGGACGGGACGGAUGCAGGCUCUUUUUCGUUCUAGCAGCAGAAGGAAUCACUGCACUUGAGCGGUAGGAGAGGAGGGUUCAUUUCUAGCCGGGCACAAGAGAAACUUUAAGCCACGAAAACGCCUCACUUCUGGCUUGUUGGAAAUACGUUGGUGGUGAUCUUAAUUCUUGUCCGUGCUCACACCCGUGCAGACACCUGAAAUCUGUGCAAGAGAACCUUUGACUGUCACUUGUUCUCUGUCCUCUCCCUUUCCUCUCCCCCACCCCAACCCCCACCCCCUAAUGCACAGCUGGUCUGGCUGUGCAGUUUCCACUGCUAUCUGCUACUGGAAGUCUUUACUCUCAUUUCUCUCCCCCCCCCCCCCCCUCAGUUCGGGAACAAUGAAGUGUGUCUGAGCGCGGCAUCCCCAGUUCCUCACUUCCCCAGCUGUCGGCACGGCUGCGUGCAGAUCAUAUAAAGUGUCUUCUAGUGCUUUUAUUUCUGGCUUUAUGUUAAUCGGUCUAUCUUUCAAUGAAGUGCUGGCCUAAUGGCUUCGUUAGAGCCUUCUUGCGAUCUAUAGGAAUCGCGCCUCUUCACCUGCGCGCAGUAAAUCCUCCUUUUCCCAGAUUCUGACUCUGCAUGUUGCUUUAUCCCCCAGUCUUUCUCUUAUCGCAACCUCCACCCCCCCCCCCACACACACCUUGGAGUGAGUGUGAAGCAAUAUUUUUCAUGCCAUGUAUAUAACUCACACUGGUGAGGUUAUUUGGAUGGAUAGUUGUAGAGAACCAGAUACUUGAUUACGACGAUAACUCCCUUUUGUAACACCUGAGCAUAACCAUAGCAUCUUAGGGGUUUUGUUACCUCCUUGAAGGUCACUUCCUUUGAAUUCUGACCUCCAUUAAAAAUAUAAUAAUAACAAACUCCCCGCGUGCUUCCUCCGUCAGUGCUGCUUCGUUCUUGUCUUGAUCCCCUGAGGUUUUACGGUUGUUGUUUCUCUAAAUGAUUGUACGACUCAAUCUGUGAUGCACAAGAAACCUGACAUCGGCAGGGCUAAACACCACCGAAACUUAAAAAGUUGGCUGGGAACAAAUUCUUUUGUCGCUCAAGCCAUCUUCUUGCAUGAGAGGGGCUUGGUGGCAUAUGUCUCUCCCCACCUUCUACUGGUUCUUGCGCUGUUGGGCUUUUGAAGCUUUGUGAGCGAGGGAUGCUUGAAUAGCCAGCAAGCAGUACUCUGGGGUGAUUUGAGCAGCUCUUGGAAUCUGCCCUGCUGCGUGGUGGCGACCUUGGGGUGGGAUGGAUGCUGCCUCUCCUCGCUGUCGCUUUCUUGGUUGGGCUACAACCCUUUAGAAGUUAAUCUGGUCCUUCAUCCCUCUAAAUCCUUGUCAAGGUCCUUGCACAGGACACGGUUUUUCGGCCAGUUGACCCAAGUUUGAAACACGCGCCCACGCCCAACCGUAUCCCCCGCCUGUCCACCAGGAAGUUCCUUCAACCCCGCCGAUCUGCUCAGGAGCACCCCUUGGUGGUGAGCGGAGGUGGAAGGAAACACACGGCUGACUGCCAGCUGAGCGGGCUCUGAAACAGGAGACGGCCUUUCCCUGGGGUUUGUGGCCGGCCUUCGAAGGCUUGGCUGCUGAAUCAGAGGGCGGGCAAGGAAACAAGAGGACGCCCUUGAAGGCCGGCCUCCUCUUCUUCUGUGGGCAAAGAGCGCAUGGGCUGUUUGCCCAGGACCCAGUGCCCUUGCUAAUCACGGCCUGGGGAAUAGGAGGUAGUCAUUGUUUUGCGAAAACCUCUCUUCCGGGGAGCCAGCUUGAUUGAUGGGGUUGCUUGAGACUCUUGGGUUGCUCUGACCUUCCUCGUCAACUCGGUCAGCCAGCGCUGUCCCCUGGGCCAGUUCUCCCUCUUGCCGCGCGACGCGUCUCCAGGCGGUUGCUGUUGGCUCAGCUCUAUCUUUCUGUCUUCCCCUUGUGUUUGCUUCCUUCCUUUGGCCUAGUCUGCCCUCGGUGCAAACGCUGCCGUCCUUGCUCGGCUAGAAAGCCGCAGCGUAACGGGUAGGGGGAGACCGCUUGGCAUUUGGCUACGUGUACAAUAGAUGCAUGCUCACACACCUUAAGUCAGCCUUCCUCAACCUGGGGCGCUCCAGAUGUGUUGGACUGCAACUCCCAGAAUGGCAUUCUGGGAGUUGCAGUCCAACACAUCUGGAGCGCCCCAGGUUGAGGAAGGCUGACUUAAGUGAAUCGGGGCCCAGGAUAGCUUUGAGGUGACUUUGUCGUGCAGGUGAGCGUUCUGGCUCACCAUCGCUAGGCAUGCUGAAUCUGUGUGGGAUUAAAGGCUACUACGUUGAUUGGACACUGAACUCCACCUUAACCUGAACUCCAGAGAGUCUUGUCAUGACCCGGCUCUCAAUUGCUGGCUGGGUUGGGCUUUCCCAGGGCGGGGAGAACCGGCACACCUCCUCCGCUUGGCUGUGAAUCACCCCAGGGUGUCCCAAACAAGAGUCCUGGGCACCCCUUUAUUUGCAUUACUUUUUAGGUGCUGUAGAGAGGGAAGAGAAGAAGGAGGUGUGUGAAGAAACGGAGACUCAUUAUCCCAAGCAACCGCUGGAAGAUGUGAGCUGAGCUUCCUGCUUAACACACUCCAUGCACCUCUUUUAAAAGAACCGGCGGUUCCUUAGCAGUGCGUCUUCCCGCUUUGGGCAGUGGUCUUGACUAAACAGUACACAGAAGGUGGUGGAGGGGCUUGUACUUCCUGCUGCACUCUUGUGUUGCAACUUGGUCUGGUCCUUCUCUUCUUUCUCGCCCUGCCUUCCCCAAAUCUUUCUCAGAAAGACUUGCUAACUCCCUGCAGCCCGACACUGGAGCCUCCAAACCUAGGCAAGAGCAAAACCGAGCCUCUCUGGGCUCCCAUGGGGCAACCGUUGCAAAAGGGGUCCGGACUCCCUCUCCUCCCCGUUCCUUUUCCUCUGGUGUGGAGUAUCCUUGCUGCUUCAGCACAUGGCAGUUGCUGUGUCAGGGAAUAGGGACGCCUAGUAUGACCCUUGGUCUCAGGAGCAGCCCUCCUGAGGUCCCCCUCAGCCCCACCAUGCCGAGAAGGAAAGGCUUGUAGGGCCGGGACGUGAGGCCUCCCUGAUGAAGCCCACUACCGUUUUCAGGGGACAAAACCAAUGCAGAGUCUCUCUCAUGGGGACAUUGCAAGAAGGCUCCCCCAAAAACUCCACCACUAGGAAUAAACAGCAGGUCUGAGGGCAGCCGACUCUGGAAAGGCUGUGAAGCCUCCCCCCUCUCUUCCUUGCAUAAAUGCCUGGGGCCAAUAAACCCUCUGCAGGUUGCAGGAUGGCUUUGGAUUGUACCAUUGGCUUCUUGGGGUGGGGUGGGGAAGACGUCCCCAUCCUCUCUCCUUUGCUUCCUGCUGACUCUUCUGUUAAGUGCAAUUCCCCUUGUAAAUACUCAUUUUGAUUUUUGUGCAUGGUUAUUAUGUAUUGUGGAUAUAUAAAGAUUGCCAAAACCAAA
Messenger RNA from Elgaria multicarinata webbii, 4742 nucleotides. It is a transcript of the gene RAB11B, whose product is annotated as RAB11B, member RAS oncogene family. The coding region runs from base 213 to 869 and encodes 218 amino acids. Gene Ontology annotation, molecular function: GTPase activity; GTP binding. NCBI's taxonomy places the organism in Eukaryota, Metazoa, Chordata, Lepidosauria, Squamata, Anguidae. The transcript has 5 exons. The record is from RefSeq and is a predicted model, not a curated record. Gene Ontology annotation, cellular component: recycling endosome; Golgi apparatus. Gene Ontology annotation, biological process: regulated exocytosis; constitutive secretory pathway.